This is a messenger RNA of Gadus chalcogrammus (walleye pollock), 4407 nucleotides long. Its product is annotated as rho guanine nucleotide exchange factor 9. Lineage: Eukaryota; Metazoa; Chordata; Actinopteri; Gadiformes; Gadidae. The record is from RefSeq and is a predicted model, not a curated record. The coding region runs from base 455 to 3976 and encodes 1173 amino acids. Gene Ontology annotation, molecular function: guanyl-nucleotide exchange factor activity; protein binding. The transcript has 14 exons.
AGUCAAUCACCUCUCUUUCUCACUGCCAUGUUCCCUUUGAAAACGAUCAGUGCCAAGUCAAACACAACAAACUGGCCAAACAGAGUGGAUAUUUAACAGCUAGGCUCUGGAGAGGAGGUAACCGAGGCAUUUAUAAGGAAAUAUCUGUAUGCCUGUGUGCGUGUGUGUGUCUGCGCGCGCUCGUAUCCCUGUGUGUCCAGUCCACCACCACCACCCGCGUGCGUCCGUGUCUGAAAAGUGCACGUGUGUGUGUGCGGUUCCCCUGGCAGUUGGGCGUCAGCGUGCGCUGCGAGUUUCUCACCACAGACCUGCGUGUCGGCGUCUGCUGGAGCUUUUGGGCGCAGGGCAAGAGUUCACGCGUCCCUGCCUCAUUCGGUGCAUGUGUGCUCGUGUGUGUUUAUGAGACAAAACAUGACGGCCAUUGAAGCGAGCUGACAUCGUGGGAUGUGAGAACAUGGAGGACACAAACAACGCCGGCCCCCCGAGCCCCAAACCCAACGGCUUCGUCAACCGCCUGUUCAGCGUUUCCCUGGACGUCCAGAAUGAAACGAGCAGCGUGUGCAUUCAAGAGACGCCGCCUGGGAUCACCGACGCUGGACCACCGCCGGAGGACCAGGCUCCCCAGGUUCCCCUUCCCAAGACCCCCGGGAAGGACAGGCCGCCUGAGGUGCUCCGGAGGGACCGUCGCGCCACCGGGGGGAUCUGGAAGAUCCUGACCCGGAAGAAGGUGGCCUCAGAGCUGGAGAGGAGACCCCAUUCCAUGAUCCUCCCCGGGGAGGCCUCGAUCCCCAAGUUGUCCUUCGCCGACAAGGUCCGCUCUUUCAAGAAACUCAAGUCCCCGUCGGUCUUCAGGGGGAAAACGGGGAAGCUGUCCAGUGCCAAGUUUGGCAGCUCCUUUGUGGACGAGGACUCCUUCUGCCAUGACUUUGGAACGCCCGGGCAGCCCAGCAGGGGAACGCUGAAGCACCGCGCCAAGAGGCACUCCUACGCAGGCUACACCUCGGAGUACGAGUGUUCCUUUGAAGACCUUGAACUGCCGGCCCCGUCCGAGAACCACUACCCCGCUCCCGCCGAAGAAGCCGUGACCCAGAAUGGCUGCAAGCCGCCGGAGAGAGUUUGCUUUGCUAAAAGGACGGCUAGUAGCAACUCGACCAACUGUAACAACAUAGCUGCCGGCGGCGAGGAGCAGAGUGUUCGGGGCAGCCCCAAGGCCCAGCCGGGGGGAGCGAGGAGAGCCAAGGGCCCAGAUGUGUGGAGCUACUUGCGGAGGAUCUCUCUGCUGGGCAAGGCCAAUCCCGUGUACUCUGAGAGGAGCUUUGACUCUGAGCUCCCCACUCUGGACAAAACCAUGGACUCAGAUUGCGGCUCGGUAGACUUUGAAUCCGUCAGAGAUUUCCAACCGGCGCCCCCGAAACACUUAGACGGCAAGGGCCAUUUCGGUGGCUUUUUAAAGUUCUUCAACAGCUUCACCGAGAACGCGAGAAAAUGGCGGUCGACUCCGACGUCUCGUUCGUUCUCCCCCCCGGAGGAAGGGAAGACCCCAAUAGACUCGCCCCGUGCGGGAGAACGCCCCGUGGAAACCAUUCAAAGCGGCGGGUCCUUUACUCUGCACAGUCAAGGACACCCAGUCCCCCUGCCCUCCCCCAAUAUCCCCAAACCCUCCCAGUCUAGCACCCUAGAGAGGCACGGCAAAGCCACCACUGGGGACGCACGUUCCCCCACCGUGGUUCUGAGGGCCUUUAGAACUUGCCCAGAGUCACCCGCUGUCAAUGGAAUUCACUGUAAGAGUUCAGAGGGUGCAGAGAAACCUACACACAGGCAGGCUGUUCAGAGGGCCCUGGUGACAAUAGAGAAGCCCAUAGCCCGGCCCAGCCCGAAGCGAGACAGGGAGAAUGUGCCUGCCUAUGUUGCCCGAAUGGCUUCCUCUGCCCAGCUUUGUCCAGAGGAAAAGGCUGAGGGACACUCUUCAGGAAAUGAGCAAGAUUCCACUGAGGCUCCACCUGAUUCACACCAGACACGGGAAUUAACCGGCCAAUCACAGGCGGGAGACAAGGAGAGUAUAGCCAAUAGUGUGCCACCAUCCGACUCCACAGAGGAAAUAUUCAAGGCCCUCUCGCGGCCCCCCGGGGUGUCCCCGCUGGAGCCCCCACUCAGGGCCUCCCUGCAGCGCUGCCGGUCCCUGCCUCUGGCCCCCAGCACCCUGAGCACCCUGGCCCUGCUCCGCCAGCAGACAGUCUGUGAAGGCCAGUCGUCGCACUCCGUCCGUCUGCGCAAUGGAGACACAGGGAGCUGCAGGAGAAGGCUGCUCAGACCAGGGUCAGGACCGCUGCAGGUUAACAUAUUGAUAAGCGGAGGGUCAAUCGUCAGUGCUGAGGCGGUAUGGGACCAUGUGACCAUGGCGGACCGGGAGUUGGCGUUUAAGGCGGGCGACGUCAUCAAGGUGCUGGACGCCUCCAACAAGGACUGGUGGUGGGGACAGAUCGACGAGGAGGAGGGCUGGUUCCCCGCCAGCUUCGUACGGGUGGAACCCCACCCUCCUCCACCCCAAACAAAACAGGUUUUCUAUAUCAACCCCAUAGCAACUCCGCGGUUCCAAAACACCACGUCAAAGCUUUGGGUAAACCAGGAGGAUGGAGGGGCGGAGCCGGUCGAGGGGACCAGUGAGGUGCAGAACGGACACCUGGAUCCGACCAAUGACUGCCUGUGCUUGGGAUCACCGCUUCAGAACCGUGACCAGAUGAGAGCCAACGUCAUUAAUGAGAUCAUGAGCACAGAGAGACACUACAUCAAACACCUCAAGGACAUCUGUGAGGGCUACCUGCGUCAGUGCAGGAAGCGCGUGGACAUGUUCAACGACGACCAACUAAGGGUGAUCUUUGGGAACAUCGAGGACAUCUACCGCUUCCAGAUGGGCUUCGUCAGAGACCUGGAGAAACAGUACAACACAGAGGAUCCCCACCUCUCUGAGAUAGGGCCCUGCUUUCUGGAACACCAAGACGGCUUCUGGAUCUACUCUGAGUACUGCAACAACCACCUGGACGCCUGCAUGGAGCUCAGCAAGCUGAUGCGGGACGGCCGGUACCAGCACUUCUUCGAGGCCUGCCGUCUCCUCCAGCAGAUGAUCGACAUCGCCAUCGACGGCUUCCUGCUCACGCCGGUCCAGAAGAUCUGCAAAUACCCUCUUCAGCUGGCGGAGCUGCUCAAAUACACGGCGCAGGAGCACAGUGACUAUCGCUAUGUGGCAGCGGCCCUGGCGGUGAUGCGGAACGUCACUCAGCAGAUCAAUGAGAGGAAGAGGAGGCUGGAGAAUAUCGACAAGAUCGCCCAAUGGCAGGCCUCCGUUCUGGACUGGGAGGGCGAUGACAUCUUGGACCGGAGCUCUGAGCUGAUCUACACAGGGGAGCUGUCGUGGAUCUACCAGCCGUACGGGCGGAGUCAGCAGCGCGUCUUUUUCCUGUUCGAUCACCAGUUAGUCCUCUGUAAGAAGGACCUGAUCCGUCGGGACAUCCUGUACUACAAGGGGCGCAUCGACAUGGACCGCUACGAGGUGCGCGACGCCACCGACGGCCGGGACGACGACUUCAACGUCAGCGUGAAGAACGCCUUCAAGCUGUGCAACAAGGACAGCGAGGAGAUCCACAUCUUCCUGGCCAAGAAGCUGGAGGAGAAGAUCCGCUGGCUCAGGGCCUUCCACGAGGAGAGGAAGAUGGUGCAGGAGGACGAGAAAAUCGGUUUCGAGAUCUCAGAGUACCAGAAGCGGCAGGCGGCCAUGACAGUGAGAAAGGUGACCAAACAGAAAGGUGUAAACAGGUGCACGCCCCCCUCGUACCCGCCGCCCCAGGACCCCCUGUCGGCGGGGCACUACGAGGUCACGGAGGACAUGGCACAAGGGGAGGUUUUUGAAUUAAGUCAAUCCAAAAGAGGCCAGGCUCCCUUCUGGCAGAAUUUUAGUAGAUUAGCUCCAUUUAAGAAAUAAGACACUUGAGAGACUCUUCCGGAAAGGACCAGCUAUUUUUCUUAGAAGCACUAAUAAACGUCGGGUGAUUAACAUCCGAAACGAUGAAGAAUAUAUUAUAAAAAAACAGGAAAAAAAAACACACACACACACACACACACAUGUUCAACGAGAGAAAGACUUUUGAAGAAGAAGGACCAUGUGUUAAUAUCUCCAACCCCCCAGAGGGUUGGAAGCACCAAGAGGACUGAAGAAAAGAAAAUAGACUUUACAUUUCAUGUAUGUUAUCGGCACCAUUCUUUGUUUGUUGUUUUGUUUUUUGUUUUAUUGGUCAAGCUUCUCCCACCGCGGCACUCCUUCACAAACUCCACCCCCCUCGACCUCUCGACCCCGCGCCCUCACUACGACCACGCUCUCUGAUUGUCCACAAGUUGUCCAUGAGAUGUUUUUCG